AUGUCUACAACGACCGGCGCGUUCAUUGCCGGAGGCAUUGCAGCAUGCGGGGCGGUCACCGUCACACACAGUUUCGAGACAGUGAAGAUCCGUCUACAACUGCAGGGAGAAUUACAGGCGAAGUCGGAAGCAGUCAAGAAAUACAAGGGUGUCUUGCACGGCGUGAAGGUCAUCCUGCAAAACGAGGGUCCUCGAGGUUUGUUCCGAGGAAUUGGGUCGGCAUAUAUCUACCAAGUCCUUCUCAAUGGUUGCCGUCUGGGCUUCUACGAGCCAAUCCGUAAAGGGCUCACGACCGCCGUGUAUAACGACGCGAAUGUCCAAUCCCUCGGUAUCAACGUCUUCGCUGGUGCUUCGUCAGGUAUCAUCGGUGCCGCUGCAGGCUCACCAUUUUUCCUCGUCAAAACCCGUCUUCAGUCAUUCUCUCCCUUCCUCCCCGUCGGUACGCAACAUCAGUACCGAAACUCGUUCGAUGGUCUGCGGAAGAUCUUCGCUUCGGAGGGAGUAGGCGGACUAUACCGUGGUGUGGGAGCGGCAAUGGUGCGAACUGGUUUCGGUAGCUCCGUUCAGCUGCCGACAUAUUUCUUUGCGAAGAGACGCUUGGUGAAGCAUUUAGGCAUGGAGGAAGGCCCUGCCCUUCACCUGGCCAGCAGUACAGCAUCCGGGUUUGUUGUUUGCUGCGUUAUGCAUCCUCCUGACACGAUCAUGUCGAGAAUGUACAACCAGACCGGUAAUCUGUACAAGGGCGUAUUCGACUGCCUCGCGAAAACGAUUCGCACGGAAGGUCUCCUUGCUAUCUACAAGGGUUACUUCGCUCACUUAGCCCGCAUCCUGCCCCAUACCAUCCUGACCCUCAGUUUAGCUGAGCAAACUAACAAGCUCAUGCGUCGGGCGGAGGACAGGUUCCUUUCAGACUCGCUCAAGUCUCGUCUCUAG
Aspergillus mulundensis is the source of this 933-nucleotide messenger RNA. RefSeq names its product putative mitochondrial oxaloacetate transporter (Oac). The coding region runs from base 1 to 933 and encodes 310 amino acids. The transcript is spliced from 6 exons. The record is from RefSeq and is a predicted model, not a curated record. Lineage: Eukaryota; Fungi; Ascomycota; Eurotiomycetes; Eurotiales; Aspergillaceae.